Capra hircus (goat) is the source of this 598-nucleotide messenger RNA. RefSeq names its product keratin-associated protein 6-1-like. The record is from RefSeq and is a predicted model, not a curated record. Lineage: Eukaryota; Metazoa; Chordata; Mammalia; Artiodactyla; Bovidae. Bases 69 to 320 code for a protein of 83 amino acids. Gene Ontology annotation, biological process: keratinization. The transcript has a single exon.
AAUGUCCACACUCAAGUGACACUUCUACUCUCAUUCUCUACCCGAGAACAACCUCAACAACCAACACCAUGUGUGGCUACUACGGAAACUACUAUGGCGGCCUCGGCUGUGGAAGCUACGGCUAUGGAGGCCUGGGCUGUGGCUAUGGCUCUGGCUACGGCUCUGGCUUCCGCAGGCUGGGCUGUGGCUAUGGCUGUGGCUACGGCUAUGGCUCCCGCUCUCUCUGCGGAAGUGGCUAUGGCUGUGGCUCCCGCCCUCUCUAUGGCUGUGGCUAUGGAUGCGGCUCUGGCUAUGGCUCUGGCUUUGGCUACUACUAUUGAGGACGCCACGGAAGACUCUCAUCCUCUAUACCUGGACACCAGGAUUCACCAGUUCUGAACACCACGUAUGCUGAACCUUGCUGAAGACGUGCCUUUUAAUGCCCUCUACAUCUGAUACACCCAUGCUUCCCUUUCUGUAUUUAACUCUUAAGAAGAGGAAUUGAAAUUCAUCCUGAGAAUUCCCAUAUAAUCCCUUACUAUAAUAGUGGUCACAGAUUCUGUCUUUAUAUUUUCAUGCUGAAGCCAUUUCUCUCUUUUCCUAAUAAACUUGUUUAAUC